AUGCUCAAAGCCAUCAGAGCCUUUGUGCUCAUCUCGGCGGUCGCCACUUUUCUCAGCGUUCGUGCUGUUCCUAAGGUUUCUCGUGUUGGACGGUACUUGUACAACGCGGAUGGCUCUCGCUUCUACAUCAAGGGAAUCGCUUACCAGGAACAAGGUUCGUUUACCAACAGGACUGUCGUUGCUUCGGCUGACAACCCGUUUGGCGAACCCUCCAGCUUUAUAGACCCCCUCGCACAGGGGGAUGCCUGUGCCCGAGAUAUACCGUUCCUUUCUGCCCUCGGCGUGAAUUCUAUCCGUGUCUACAGUGUCAAUUCAUCCUUGAACCACGACGCUUGCAUGAAUGCGUUCAGUCAAGCUGGAAUUUAUGCUAUUAUCGAUCUCGCUCUACCACUGAAUGGCUCCAUCGAUCGCGUUUCACCCUCUUGGUCUACAAAUCUUCUCAACCAGUACAUUGCGACUAUUGAUGUGUUCAGCAAAUAUGACAACGUCCUGGCUUACAAUGUUGGCAAUGAAGUUGUUUUACAAGAUGGCACCGGCAUUGCUCCAUUCGUCAAAGCGGCUGCGCGAGACAUAAGGGCAUACUUGUCGGCCAAGGGAUCAUCCGCACUUGUCGGUUACGCAGCUAUCAACGGUGCGGCCAAUUGGAGAGACGCCCUAGCCAAUUAUCUAUCCUGCGAUCCUUCGAGCUCCAACUCUGGUGCGACUGCCAUUGAUCUUUACGGGUUAAACGAUUAUGAAUGGUGCGGAGAUUCAACCUUUCAGGCGUCCUAUGCUGGCACCACAGGUGAUUAUGCUGGCUACAACGUUGCAGCCUACUUUAGUGAAUUCGGUUGCAUUACUUCGCCUCCCCGUUUGUGGACGGAAUCCGGGGCAAUCUUCAGCUCUGACAUGUCUCCAGUGUGGUCAGGAGGUAUUGCUUUCUCGUACUUCCCCGCCACAAGCGCUCAGGGACAGUUUGGGAUGGUUACUAUUUCGGCUGACGGGAAGACUGUCACUACGAGCGACGACUACGAUAAGUUGAAAACCCAGUAUGGACUAGUUUCACCUCCAAACUCUCCUGCUCAAGCUUCUGUCACCGCUGCGGCUUAUCCAACAUGCCCAACAACGAACAGCACUUUUUUGGCGUCAAAGGUUCUUCCCCCCACUCCCAACCAGGCUGCUUGUGGCUGCUUGGAAAAUGCCUUGAGCUGCCAAUUCACACCACCAACAUCAAAUUACAGUGCCAUCGCCGGUACUCUUCUAGACACUGGUUGUAACCUUCUUGGACAGGCAGGUGGUUCUUGCUUGGACAUCGGCGGCAAUGGCACGACUGGUGUUUACGGGCGCGUCUCAGACUGUGACCCUGCCGUGAAACUGUCAUACGUGAUGAGCCAGUACUAUGAAGCGAACAAGCGAAACGCUCAAGCCUGUAGCUUCGCGGGGAACGGCACUGUCAAUCCUCAUGCGUCUUCCUCUGUUUCUGCCAUCGCUGUUGCGAGCUCUUGCAUCUCCAACCCCGGCGCUACGUUCGCCCCAACAGCCGCUGCAACCACUGGCGCACAUACUUCCACGUCGUCCUCUACAAAAGGGUCAAGUGCCAACAGUGCAGUUGGAAACACACAUGCCGUCGGUGGUUUGGUUGCGAUGACUUUUGUUGGACUGGCGAGUGUCAUGUUGGUAAUGGCCUAAAUUUCUCCCUAUUUUCUUGGAUUUUAUACCUUCGCGAACAUUGUUUAAUCAUAUUACGCACGGACCUUGUCGGACUCUGAAUAAUUGGAAUGCAUAUUCUUGUGUUUAUGUGUGUUUCAACGUGGUGGUUAAGACCAUCUAUCUUGAACCUUG
Messenger RNA from Laccaria bicolor S238N-H82, 1821 nucleotides. Its product is annotated as glycoside hydrolase family 72 protein. The record is from RefSeq and is a predicted model, not a curated record. Gene Ontology annotation, biological process: fungal-type cell wall (1->3)-beta-D-glucan biosynthetic process. NCBI's taxonomy places the organism in Eukaryota, Fungi, Basidiomycota, Agaricomycetes, Agaricales, Hydnangiaceae. The coding region runs from base 1 to 1668 and encodes 555 amino acids. Gene Ontology annotation, cellular component: fungal-type cell wall; cytoplasm. The transcript is spliced from 6 exons. Gene Ontology annotation, molecular function: 1,3-beta-glucanosyltransferase activity.